Molecule: messenger RNA, 1213 nt
Organism: Chelmon rostratus (copperband butterflyfish)
Lineage: Eukaryota; Metazoa; Chordata; Actinopteri; Chaetodontiformes; Chaetodontidae
Product: dual specificity protein phosphatase 13-like
Exons: 3
Coding region: 1-558 (185 amino acids)
Biological process (GO): negative regulation of MAPK cascade; protein dephosphorylation
Cellular component (GO): cytoplasm
Molecular function (GO): MAP kinase phosphatase activity; protein tyrosine/serine/threonine phosphatase activity
Source: RefSeq, a predicted model, not a curated record
AUGUCAGCCCUGAAAGACAAGAGGAAAGAAUAUCUGACCGUGAAGGAUCUGCAGAAGGUUUUGGACUCGUGUAAACUACAUCUGAAUGAAGUUGACGAGGUCUGGCCAAAAAUAUACAUCGGGAAUGUGGCAGUAGCCCAAAACAAGGCUGCCUUGCUGAAGUUAGGUAUAACUCAUGUAUUAAACGCUGCACACUCCAAGCGAGGCAGCAUAGGGAACCAAAGCUUUUAUGGCAACGGCUUUGUGUAUUGUGGCAUUCCAGCAGAUGACUCAACAUACUUUGAUCUGGAUGUUUACUUCCAGCCUGCAGCUGAUUUCAUUCAUAAAGCUCUGAAGUCACCUGAUGGGAAAGUUCUGGUGCACUGCAUCAUGGGAAUGAGCCGCUCAUCGACUUUGGUGUUAGCAUACCUCAUGAUCUACCGUCACCUCCCGCUCAAACACGCUUUGCAGAAAUUGAUCCAGAAGAGAGCCAUCUACCCCAACAGGAAUUUCCUGGCUUUGCUGCUUGAUCUGGAUUUGCAGCUGACGAGAAAAAAGAAAACAUGUGUGAUCCUGUGAUCACAAGAAGUACUAAGUACACUUCUUAGCCACAGGAGCGUGGUUUCUAGGGAUGGUGAUGCCUGUCUGUCUGUUGCUCCUGGUGAAAUAUCCCUACAGCUAAUGGACUGUCGUGAAAUUUGUUUGUUGUUUGUCAAGUUUAAUUAUCCUUUGAGAUUCACACUAAUUUUUCAUGCUAUUAUAACAAGAAAAAAGAAGGGGAAAACUGAACACAUAAUGCAUUUAUAUCAGCCCUCAGAUUUUUAAUAGAUUGUUAAAUAACAUAAUUAAAUAACUUAUGACACUAAUUUAACAUUAACAUUGAUAACUGCUGCAAAGUUGCAGCACAUUUUGCCUUCUUCGUGUUAUGCUUAAUAUUCGCAUGUUACACCAUCUUGCUAAACAUUAGCAUGUUAACAUGGCAUGUAGGCUACACCCAUGUUAACACCCUAACGUACAUAUGCUGAACAUUAGCAAAUUAACAUGUUGUUAGCAUAGUGACAUGCUAUUGUAAAAGUAAAAUUCUAGCAGAAUGUCACCAUCCACUAAGCUUGCUGUUAACAUGCAAGGAAGCAUGAUAGUUGUAGGCAUGUUAACACGCGAGCACAUGUUAGGCUACACCCAUGUAAACACGUUAACAUACACAUGCUAAACAUGAGCAUGAUACAUGGCAAGU